AAAGCCUUGGGGUCGAUACAUAAGGCGUUUAAAGAGCAGUGUGCGGGUUUCUUCUUAUUUCUAAUCUUAUUCACCUAUUACCAUGCACCUGCAAAGAAAUAUAGCUCAGAUGUGCGAGUGCCUAUUAUCAUUAUCUCUGGUAGUUUAUUUUAUUUAUAAUUUGUUGACGAGUUACAAGAUUAUGUCGAGAUGCAUCGAUUCCAAGAAUGGCAGAGGAUCUUACGACUAGUUCAACUGGCUAGCUAACUAUAGCUAACGUUAGCAAGCGUACGUCCAGCUCAGAAUGGCCAGUGGGUGCAGUGAUUGCUCAGCGGGGACAUCAGCUUGCUAGUAGCGUCUGUAACAACUCAAUAUAUAUUGAGCUGUUACAUUUUAUCAUCUAGCUGUUGCAAUGAAAUUAGUUUAAAAUCUGUUGCAAUUAUGUGACCAGGAAGCUAUCUAAGGAAUGUUAAUUUGUAACCGCGCGCAUCUAGCUGUUGCAAUGAAAUUGGUUUCAAAUCUGUUGCAAUUAUGUGACCAGGAAGCUAUCUAGGAAUGUUAAUUUGUAACCGCGCGCGCACCAAUCGGACUUUGAAGUUCGCUGACUAAAUCAAAUGAGUUUAUUGGUUGCGUACGCAAAAUCAAUCAAAUGUAUUUAUCAAGCCCUAUUUAUAUCAGCAGGUGUCACGAAGUGCUGUACAGAAACCCAGCCUAAUCACCAAACAAGAUAGAUAAAUUAGAGUCUACUUCGGAGCGUCAAUCCAGAUUGACAGUGUUAUCCAAGGGAAAGAGGAAACCGAUAACGUCGGAGACCAAUCCGCUAGACAGGCUCCAGAGCAGAGGCCUCUCUAACUCCAACCACCCCAUAAGUCACCCUGAUAUGGAUGGAACCAACCAGCCAGCUGAGGUUAAUCAACAGUCUCCUGCCGGGCAGCAGGCCAUUGGGGGAGAUGUUGAGGAGAGCAACAGCAGUGGGAAUAGCCAGAACCCUGGAGAGGGAAAAGCCCAAAUGCCACCGCUGAAGCCUCCCGCCAUGUGGACCUCCAUGGCGAUGAAGGAGCUCAAGUCCAAGCUGCGACUGGAGAAGGACCGUGUGGUGACCGUGAAACAAGGAAACAUUUUGACAGUGCAUGUGCCCACCGUUCCUGAGGGAAAGAAAGUGUGCUGGGAGUUUGCCACAGAUAGCUAUGACAUAGCCUUUGGAAUCUCCUUUGACUGGAACCCUGUCACCAGCCAGGCCAUCACGGUCCACAUUAGUGAAUCCAGCGACGACGAAGAGGAGGAAAAUCAGCUAAAAGGACUUAUCAACCCAGGGGAUGUUGAGAAGGGUUCUAAAUCAUUGGUCAACUCCAACAUAGGGGAAAUCUUACCUGUGUAUCGUCUGGACAGUCACAUGGCAGUGCAAGGUGGCAGUCACGAGUAUCCAGGCGAAGGCACUUACCUUCUGAAGUUUAAUAACUCCUACUCACUAUGGCGAAAUAAGACUCUGUACUACAGAGUGUAUUACAGUCCCUGAGGAACUGGAACUGUCAGCUUUUGCAUAUGACUGUAUGACUUACUAGAAUUACUUAUUUUUGAUUCAAUAUUUUUGAUUCCAUAGAACAUGUUAUGGUUAAUUAUAAGUGCAAAAAUUUUCAUCCCAAUCAACGGAUGUUGCUCACUCCUAGUCUACACUUAAAAUCUAAGAGGACCAGAGAAUUAUGAAGUGGGACAUUUUGCUCAUGUUUUACUGUGUUUAUAGAGAAAGAUUUGACGUAGCCUUGUGUUUGUGCCAUGUUCUGUUUAAAAGUUAUGUGCAGUGAGUUAAGGCAAAUUGACCAUAUUUGAAAGAUAUAUAUAGUAUAUGUACAGUACCAGUCAAAAGUUUGGACACACCUACUCAUUCAAGGGUUUUUCUUUAUUUUGUUUUUAAAUUCUACAUUGUAGAAUGCCUCUACACCUGGAAUGCUUUUCCAA
Molecule: messenger RNA, 1935 nt
Organism: Oncorhynchus gorbuscha (pink salmon)
Lineage: Eukaryota; Metazoa; Chordata; Actinopteri; Salmoniformes; Salmonidae
Product: protein TMED8-like
Exons: 6
Coding region: 860-1495 (211 amino acids)
Cellular component (GO): Golgi membrane
Source: RefSeq, a predicted model, not a curated record